Messenger RNA from Staurois parvus, 373 nucleotides. NCBI's taxonomy places the organism in Eukaryota, Metazoa, Chordata, Amphibia, Anura, Ranidae. The record is from the annotation of a GenBank genome assembly.
GAACUAGAAACACCCACUAGAACGUGUUCUCAUUUCCUUCCAGCAGAGCUUCACAUUUAUCCAUUCUUCAUCAACUACUUGCCAACCACUCUACAGCAAUGUAACUACUACACGGCACCUGCUACACACAUAGUAUUGUCCCCACCCCCCCAAUCAUGUGAUUCAGGUGUUCCAAUCCCCUCCAUGGACACAGGUGUAUACAAUCCAUCCCCUAGGCAUGCAGACGGCUUCUACAAACAUUGGUGAAAGAAUGGGUCGCUCUCAGGAGCUCAGUGACUCCAAGCGUGGUCCCGGAUAGGUGGCCACCUGGGCAAUAAGUCCAUCCGUGACAUUUCCUGGCUACUAAAUAUUCCACGCUCAACUGUUAUGGGAU